Molecule: messenger RNA, 344 nt
Organism: Dentiscutata erythropus
Lineage: Eukaryota; Fungi; Glomeromycota; Glomeromycetes; Diversisporales; Gigasporaceae
Source: the annotation of a GenBank genome assembly
AUGAAGAAGAUCAAAUUGCUAAUCAAGUUGCUACAAAUAUUAUUAAAGAUUUUAAUUCAAAUUUAACUGUAGGCAUAACUAAAGAUCAAUUAAGCAAAUUUUGGCGACAAAGAAUUAAUAAUUAUAUACAAGAGGCUAAAGAAGAUAUUCAACAAAAAAAAAGUCAACAAAAAGAAAUUCAACAAAAAGAAAUUAUUGAAGUUGAUGACUCUUCAAAAACAAUGUCUGUUGAAUUUGACAAUUUAUUACAAAGAAGUUCAGGUUUAUCAGGUAUUUUUGAUGAUAUAGCUCUUAAAUUUUCUAAAAGUAUGAGUAUUAGUGAACUUAGUGAAGAAAAAUUAUAG